CUUUAUCGAGGAAGAAUCUUGGGCAGUGUUUACGGAACAGAAUCAAUUACAUCCCAAACAAGUAUUUGUGCGUGAGUCACCCUCUUGGAUUUAUAGCUGUCUCCACCUUAAUUUAACAAGUUCUGCUUCUCCUGUGAGGCAUCAGAUGCUUGUUCGUAUUCUUGGGAAAUAUGGAUUAAAGUGGAGCUUCUUAGACUUGCUACAGGCCUUAUUAAAGGAAACAAUGGAGCUUUUUUUCUGGAUUAUUGCCAGGAUUAGUUCACAUACUGCAGCUAUAAAUUGUUAGAUCUCGCAGGUAAUGCUUGGCCUGCUUUAAUGUGAAGUGCUGUGGGAAUUUUGCUUAUCAACUGUGGAGGGUGGCUUGGAUCAAGAAGAGUUUCUCUUCUUUCCUGGUUGGUGUGGCAUCACAUAUAUGUCCUCAAUGCCUUCAGCCUUGGCUAUUUUCACUUGCCGCCCAAACUCUCACCCAUUUCAAGAACGCCAUGUCUACCUGGAUGAGCCUGUCAAAAUUGGCCGCUCAGUGGCUCGUUGUCGACCAGCUCAGAACAAUGCUACCUUUGACUGUAAGGUCCUGUCUAGGAACCAUGCUCUUGUCUGGUUUGACCACAAGACAGGAAAGUUUUAUCUUCAAGACACUAAGAGUAGUAAUGGUACCUUUAUAAAUAGUCAGAGAUUGAGCAGAGGAUCUGAGGAAAGCCCACCAUGUGAGAUUCUAUCUGGUGAUAUCAUCCAGUUUGGCGUAGAUGUGACUGAGAACACGCGGAAAGUCACCCAUGGAUGCAUUGUUUCCACAAUAAAACUGUUUCUUCCAGAUGGUAUGGAAGCUAGGCUACGGUCAGAUGUCAUCCAUGCUCCAUUACCCAGUCCUGUUGAUAAGGUUGCUGCUAACACUCCCAGUAUGUACUCUCAGGAACUGUUUCAGCUUUCACAGUAUCUACAGGAGGCCUUACAUAGGGAACAAAUGUUGGAACAGAAGCUGGCCACCUUACAGCGAUUGCUUGCUGUCACGCAAGAGGCAUCUGAUACCAGUUGGCAGGCUUUGAUCGAUGAAGAUAGGCUACUAUCAAGGUUAGAGGUUAUGGGAAACCAAUUACAAGCAUGUUCAAAAAGUCAAACAGAAGAAAAUUUACGAAAGGAACUUAUAGCGUUACAGGAUGAUAAGCAUAAUUAUGAGACAACUGCCAAAGAGUCCUUGAGGCGGGUCCUUCAGGAAAAAAUUGAAGUGGUCAGAAAACUCUCUGAAGUGGAGCGAAGUUUAAGCAACACCGAAGAUGAAUGUACUCACUUGAAAGAAAUGAACGAACGGACUCAGGAAGAACUGCGAGAACUGGCUAACAAAUACAAUGGAGCUGUAAAUGAAAUUAAAGAUCUCUCUGACAAACUAAAGGCAGCUGAGGGAAAACAAGAAGAAAUUCAACAAAAGGGACAAGUUGAGAAAAAGGAAUUGCAGCAUAAAAUAGAAGAGAUGGAAGAAAGAGAGCAAGAGCUUCAGGCAAAAAUAGAGGCUUUGCAAGCAGAUAAUGACUUCACCAAUGAAAGGCUAACUGCUUUACAAGUCCGGUUAGAACAUCUUCAGGAGAAAGCUCUUAAAGAACACAGCAGUUUAGGCAUACAAGUUGAUGACUUCAUUCCUAAAAUUAAUGGGAGUGCAGAAAAAGAGCACUUUCUUUCAAAGAGUGGAGGGGACUGCACUUUUAUUCAUCAGUUCAUAGAGUGCCAGACAGACAAGCUCAUAGACGAAGGACAUCUUUCCAGAGUGGAUGAAACAAAGAUUCUGAAAGAAAAUCAAGCAAAAGCAAAAGAAGCGGAUCUAUCUGAUACUCUUAGUCCAAGCAAGGAGAAAAGUAGUGACGACACUACAGAUGCUCAGAUGGAUGACCAUGAACUAGAUGAACCUAUUGCUAAAGUAGCUCUCUUAAAAGCAGAUGAAUUGCAGGGUGCACAAUCAGAAACUGAGGCAAAACAAGAAAUUCAGCAGCUGCACAAAGAACUGGUUGAAGCCCAAGAGCUAGCUAGAACAAGUAAACAAAAAUGCUUUGAACUGCAAGCUCUUUUGGAAGAAGAGAGAAAAGCUUAUAGAAUACAAGUUGAAGAGUCCACCAAGCAAAUCCAGAUUCUCCAAGCUCAGUUACGUAGGCUACAAGAAGAUAUUGAUCAUCUUCGAGAGGAAAAGGAGAGUGAAAUUUCCAGUACUCGCAGUGAUUUGCUUAGUGCUCAGAGUGAGAUUCUGUUAUUGCAACAAGUGUCUGAAAAGGCCGCCUCAGAAAGGGACACAGACGUGGCUGCUUUACAAGAAGAGCUUCAGAAAGUGAGGGCUGAGCUUGAACGGUGGCGCAAUGAGGCUUCAGAAUAUGAAAAGGAGAUUGUUAACCUGCAAGCCAGUUUUCAGCUACGAUGUCAGCAGUGUGAGGAUCAGCAGAAAGAGGAAGCUGCUCGUUUAACAGGUGAACUCGAGAAGUUGAGAAGGGAGUGGACUGUUCUCGAAGCCGAAUAUGUUUCAUUAAAGAAGGAAAAUUCUUUGCUUGAAUGUAAACUUCAGCGUCAAGAGAAGGAGCUUCAUAACUCUCAGCAGCAGAGUUUAGCACUUACCAGUGAUCUGAGUAUUCUCGAGCUGACCCGAAAAGAGUUGGAAAAUAACAUGGGAUCUCUGAAAGAACAACAUCAGCGAGAUGCAGCUGGUCUAAAAACUCUUCUUAAUGCUGCAGAAAGCCAAGCCAAGGAUGUUCAGAAAGAGUAUGAAAAAACACAGACCAUACUCUCAGAGCUGAAGCUGAAGUUUGAGAUCACUGAGCAGGAAAAGCAAUCAAUCACAGAUGAACUCAAACAGUGUAAAGACAGCCUGAAGCUGCUACAAGAAAAAGGAAACCAUGUAAGUUGGUUAAAACCUUCCAUAUUUCCACCCGUCCCAGCCGUAUUCAUCGGCCUAAUCCUGGCUUUCCUGUUUUGGUGUUACAGCCCAUUGUGGUAGAGAAAGAGACAAUGGCCUUGGAUGCCUGUGAUGGCAGCUUUGGUAGCUGUGACAGCCAUGGUGCUGUACCCAGGCCUAACCAGAGCUUCUCCAUGAGAACUGUUGUUGAGUCCAUACACCGUCCUCUCUUUAGAAGCUGGCAUCAUUCACACACUGGGGGAAAACCAGAUUCAUUCUCUUUCUUUUUACCUCUCAAUACCACAGAGUUUGGCUUCUGAACAGAAGUAGGGUCAUUUGCUUUAAACUGUACAAAACGUAUCUGUCUAUAAAGAGGGAAUAAAAUUAUGACUUCAUUCUAUCGUGAGCAAUAUUGUUGCUUACAAUUUCAUGUAAUUCUUUAAAAUAGUAUGUUGGAGUUCUAAAUGCUGUUAUGGUGGCCUAAAAUAGGCUUCUUGGUACCAAAUUAUUUAUAAUGGUUAGGUGUGUGGAUAUUUUACUUUAGGAUCUGAUUGCCAGAUUGAAAGCAGCGCAUUUUUUCUUCUGAUUGGGACACCCAUGCCAAAUAAUCCUUUAAGUACUUGGAAGCAGACGCAGUGUGCUCAGUGCCUUUCAGUUUGACUUUAUUUGUACAUUGACAUACCAUUUUUUACUUGCUGUGAGUCACUGAGCUUUGGGGAACAAUUUCUUUUUCCAAGUCUGGACGGAAACAAAUAUUUUUCUUCGGUAAAAGAUCCUAUUUUAUUGAUGACUUGGGAAUGAGUAUAAUUCAUUGCCAGCCUUAAAGAGCUCAAGAAGCAAUGGAAUUGGAAGCAUCCAUCUAGACCGUUUUUGUGUGCAGGUGUGUGCAUGUGUGUGCCUGAGUGAAUUAAAGGGUUUUUUGGGAGCAAAAUCUUGAUUUUUCUGAUGGACAUAGUGCAGUGAUCCAACUUUUAGUUUGAAUGUAAUUUAUUAAAUUUCAUGUAUAUAGACACUAUAAAACUCAACAUAUUUUUCACAUAUCACAUUAUAGAAAUGAUUUUUUUCCAGCCACUUACUAUCAAAAUUGAACUGGGGAAAUAAUGUUUGUCUCUGUAAUUGUACUUUCAUUGGCAUAACUUCAUUAUGCGAAGUGUUUGAGUGCUUCUAUUUUAGGGGAAGGAAAAU
Messenger RNA from Euleptes europaea (tarantolino), 4051 nucleotides. It is a transcript of the gene SLMAP, whose product is annotated as sarcolemma associated protein. Gene Ontology annotation, cellular component: acrosomal membrane. The coding region runs from base 413 to 2968 and encodes 851 amino acids. NCBI's taxonomy places the organism in Eukaryota, Metazoa, Chordata, Lepidosauria, Squamata, Sphaerodactylidae. Gene Ontology annotation, molecular function: protein binding. Gene Ontology annotation, biological process: acrosome assembly; regulation of voltage-gated sodium channel activity; protein localization to plasma membrane. The transcript is spliced from 24 exons. The record is from RefSeq and is a predicted model, not a curated record.